Molecule: messenger RNA, 1137 nt
Organism: Clavispora lusitaniae ATCC 42720
Lineage: Eukaryota; Fungi; Ascomycota; Pichiomycetes; Serinales; Metschnikowiaceae
Gene: ARC40
Product: Arc40p
Biological process (GO): Arp2/3 complex-mediated actin nucleation
Cellular component (GO): Arp2/3 protein complex; actin cytoskeleton
Molecular function (GO): actin filament binding
Source: RefSeq, a predicted model, not a curated record
AUGUCUGCACCCGUUGUUUUUCAAUUGGGCCACGAGCCCAUCAAGGACCACUGCUUUUCCCCAAACUUUGAUAUUUUGGCUGUGACAAAGGACAACACGGUCGAAUUGUACCAAAACUCCCCAGGCUCCUCCAAGAAACCAACCCUCAUCACCGUCUUGAAAGGUCACGACAAAACCGUCACCUCCGUAGACAUUUCUCCUGACGGUUCGAAGAUUUUGACCUGUUCUCAGGAUAGAAAUGCCUUGGUGUGGCAAUGGAAUGAUGAAGCACGUGAGUUCAAGCCUACUUUGGUGCUUUUGCGUAUCAACAGAGCCGCCAAGGUAUGCAGAUGGUCUCCAAAUGGUGAUAAGUUCGCCGUCGGUUCGGCAGAUCGCGUCAUUGCUAUCUGUUACUACGAGGAGGAAAAUGACUGGUGGGUCUCCAAACACUUGAAGAAACCCCUCAAGUCCACCAUCACCAGCUUGUCGUGGCACCCAAACAACGUGCUUUUGGCGUCAGGCUCUACAGAUGGCCACGUUCGUGUAUUCAGUGCCUUUAUUAAAGGCUUGGACACAAAGCCCGAGCCAUCUGUUUGGGGGUCGAAAUUACCUUUCCAGACGUUGGUUGGAGACUACACUAAUGAGACAGGCGCUUGGGUCCAUGAUGUCUCGUUCAACGAAGACGGUGCUGGUGACUCUUUGGCCUACGUCAGUCAUGACGGCACUGUCUCCGUCGUUUACCCACAAGGUGAAGGUUUGCCUCCUACAGCCUUUAUUACAGUGAAGACGAACUUUUUACCAUUCAAGUCCCUUCUUUUCUUGCACGACAAGAUCAUUGUGGGUGGCCACAACUGUAACUUGAUUGUGUUCCAGGGUAACGAGAGUGGUUGGCGUGAGGCUUACCAUGUGGAGAAGCAAAAGGAUUUGAUUCACGACGUACCUCCGGUAGCCGACGAUGACGUGGAGAUUUCGAGUCACGACGCGCUCAACAUGUUCAAGCAAAUGGACUUGAAGGGUAGAGUCAACAAAACCAACAAGGGAAGCGGAAAAGCCCUCAGCACCAUCCACCAAAAUACUAUUACUAGUCUCAGAUGGUAUGAUGGUGGUAAGGUUUCGACCUCUGGUAUUGACGGCAAAAUUGUAAUUUUUAGUGUCUAG